Messenger RNA from Aspergillus terreus NIH2624, 1182 nucleotides. RefSeq names its product peptide-N4-(N-acetyl-beta-glucosaminyl)asparagine amidase (gene png1). Gene Ontology annotation, molecular function: peptide-N4-(N-acetyl-beta-glucosaminyl)asparagine amidase activity. Gene Ontology annotation, biological process: glycoprotein catabolic process; protein deglycosylation; protein quality control for misfolded or incompletely synthesized proteins. Lineage: Eukaryota; Fungi; Ascomycota; Eurotiomycetes; Eurotiales; Aspergillaceae. The record is from RefSeq and is a predicted model, not a curated record. The transcript is spliced from 3 exons. Gene Ontology annotation, cellular component: nucleus; cytosol. The coding region runs from base 1 to 1182 and encodes 393 amino acids.
AUGGCCGACAGACACCAUCACCACGCCCGCCGGGCGCCUACCUCCGACACCCUGGACGCCUCCGAACUCACGCAUGCCUUCGAACAACUCAUGCGCAAUAAGCGAUUCAACCGUCUUCAGGAACACUCCCGGUCGCGGUCUCGAACGCAAUCCCCGUCUCCUGCCUAUCCCAUGUCGCCCGGACAGUUCCCACCUCCUCCCUCGCGAGCACCGCCGCCGCCGCCGACCGCAAGCCAACAACCGUCGUCUCCGUCGACGCCGUCCUGUCAAUCUCCUGCAUUACGCGGACUUCCCAUCGUUCCCGCACCUCCGCAAGACCCGUCCUCGUUGAAAUUCCGCAACCUCCUUCAUGUGCUGUCGGUCACACCCACCAAAUACGAGAACCCGGGCCUUCUCGAUGAAGCCCUCGCUCACAUCCCCCUGGAUCGACUGUACUCGGAAGCGGAAGAAGAGAGCCAGAUCAUGCAGGCCCAGGCCGCCAGCGUCCGUGGGACUCCCGAAUGGGGGUACCAGGAUUGCGUGAUUCGGGCCUUGUUAAGGUUGGUUGACUAUUCUCCAAUGGGUCCCCUAGCAACGCGUCGGGGUCGGGUGGGCGAAUGGGCCAACUGCUUCAGCAUGUUCUGCCGAGCCCUGGGUGGCCGUGUGCGAUGGGUGUGGAAUUCGGAGGAUUAUGUGUGGACGGAGGUUUACUCGGAACACCAGAGGCGGUGGGUGCACGUCGACGCCUGUGAGGGCGCAUGGGACCAGCCCCGUCUCUACACAGAAGGCUGGGGUCGCAAACUCUCGUACUGCAUUGCAUUUUCGAUUGACGGAGCCACCGAUGUGACACGCCGCUACGUCCGCAGCCCGAUCAAGCAUGGAGCGCCUCGGAACCGCGCCUCGGAGGAGGUUGUCCAUUGGGUCAUCCUGGAGAUCCGGAGAAAGCGACGGGAAAACCUAUCCAAGUCAGACCAAAAGCGACUGAUGAAGGAGGACGAGCGAGAGGAGAAGGAACUUCGCAAAUACACGGCCUCUGCUCUUGCCGCCGAGCUCAACAACCUGUUCAAUGGCACCUCAAGCGCUGGUCGACCGGACGAGGUGAAGACCCCGGCUUCUCGAGAGGAGGCUGCUGCCGAAUGGCUGAGUGCGCGGCAAAGGAGUUCCGGGCAAUCUGGACCGGAUCGAUCGCAAGACGGCCGGUAG